Molecule: messenger RNA, 611 nt
Organism: Chinchilla lanigera (long-tailed chinchilla)
Lineage: Eukaryota; Metazoa; Chordata; Mammalia; Rodentia; Chinchillidae
Product: cytochrome b561
Cellular component (GO): lysosomal membrane
Molecular function (GO): oxidoreductase activity
Source: RefSeq, a predicted model, not a curated record
GAUACAACGUCCUCCCUGUCUUCAGGAAGCAAGCAGGGCACUUCAGAGGAGGAGCACCGUGGGAUUCGUCUAAGAAAGGACCAGGAAGGGCAGCAGCCUCAGCAUGGACAGUGGGACUGGCCAGGUCUCCACCCCCUCCACACUGCCAUACUACGUGGCCUUCUCCCAGCUGCUGGGCCUGACCGUGGUGGCCAUGACUGGUGCUUGGCUGGGUCUGUACCGAGGCGGCAUUGCCUGGGAGAGCACCCUGCAGUUUAAUGUGCACCCCCUCUGCAUGGUCAUAGGCCUCAUCUUCCUGCAGGGAGAUGCCCUGCUGGUUUACCGUGUCUUCAGGAAAGAGGCCAAACGCACAACCAAGGUCCUGCACGGGCUGCUGCAUGUCUUUGCAUUCAUCAUCUCCCUGGUUGGCCUGGUGGCUGUGUUCGAUUACCACAGGAAGAUGGGCUACGCCGACCUGUACAGCCUGCACAGCUGGUGCGGGAUCCUGGUCUUCGCCCUUUACAUCGUGCAGCUGGCUCCGCGGCCGGGGCGCCCCCGCCUGCUUGUGCUGCCGUGGGAGUGUCCCGUCCCCGGCGGGCCCGCGCGCUGCGCCGUGGGGACGGCAGAAGGAC